AUAUGUCUGUUCGUCGGAUUUUUCAAAAUCGAAAUUUUAGUUUUCUCCACUCUUCGGUUUAUUAUGCCUUCAAUAGAGAACAAAGGAGAAACAGAAGAAGAAGAUAUGGAGCAGGAUAGUCCAGAGAGUGAGAAAAGCGAUGAUGAUGAGUCCGAUUCAGGCUCAGCUUCGGAAGAAUCGGAUGAAAGUUCAGAACUGAAUGAAUCAGAAUGUGACUCAAGAAGAAUAGAGCAUCUGGAUGAUAUGUUGGAGUUGGAAAGACAGUUUGAUAACCUAAAAGAUCAAUUGUACACAGAGCGACUGACUCAAAUUGAAUCCAAGCUUGAGGAAGUGAGGGCCAGUCGAGCCCCUGAAUAUCUACAGCCAUUAGCAAGACUCCAAGAAGAGAUGAGAAUAAGAAUAACUGUUGCUGGUAUCCUGCAACAACAUAGAAUUGUAAAUAUAGAAAAUAGAUAUUGUAGUGAAAAAAUAGCAACAGAACAAAAUUAUGCGAGUGAAAAAGAACUAUUAUAUGACUCUGUCAAAAAUGAUUUAGAAGAUAAAAUAAGGAGGUUAGAAGAGGACAGACACAAUAUAGAUAUAUCAUCAGAUUUAUGGCAAGAGUCUCAAAAAUGUCAAAAAAGUAAGCGACGGAAAUCUGACCCAUCAAAUCCAGAUCGCCGACGUAAACCAACUACUGUGUCAGGGCCUUAUAUAGUAUACAUGUUGAAAGAUGUAGAUAUCAUUGAGGAUUGGUCUACUAUUAAAAAAGCUGUGAAGCAAUCUCAGAGAACUAAAAAAGAUAAUAAAAUCCAAAGAGCUGACAAAUACCCUCACACAGCCAGGUAUGAUGACGGCAAGCUGUUUUACGAGGGGGACUGGUACAGUAAAGGACAUCAUAUCAUUAUAGAUAACAAAAAAGAAUCACCAGUACACGCUACAGUGACUGCAAUCAAUACUGGGGAAGUCUGGGUUAAAAGAUUCGAUGGUGAAAAAUCUAAACUUUACAUUGCACAACUACAGAAAGGAAAAUAUACAAUACGUCAUGUGCCAUACUGAAAUCACUCAUAUAUAUUUCAGUGUAAAUUAUCAUUAUACAUCUCCUGGAUUUCGUAUAAACAUUCUGUAUGUUUUAUGUACUCUUCAUGUAUACCUCGACUUUACUAUGUGAGUCAAAAUGCUGUUGGACACAGAAAUACAAUAUUUGAGGAGAGUCACUGAAUAUGCCUAUCAAAAGGAUCCUUUUUGACUGCAACAUUAAAACAUCAAAUUUUAAAAAUUACGAGGGUAAUAAACAUUGUUCUCUUUACCUAAAUAAAUAAAUCAGACAUUCUGCUUUUAUCCAUCAUUGAAAGGAUUGAGUGAGACUCCAAACGAAGGAAGUGAUUUCCCAAAAUACAAUCAAAUUCAAAUUCCCUACCCGCUCUGAGAAAGCUAGUAUUUUCAAGUCCUUACUCACACGAAGAAGUACCAAGUCAAAAUCCCAUCCAAUUAGGAGGUCUCAAGGCAAACCUUUAAAUGGUGCAUUAUGCAAAGCAGAAAUGCAUCGGGAACUUUGACAUUCAGAGAAUAUUGACCAUGUAAACUUCGAAAUUAAGAGACAAACCUAUUAAAAUUCCAUCAAUUGUCACUUUACAUAGAAACUGUAAUGUUAAGACUUAAUUUUGUGGUUCAUUUGAAUAAUGCUACAUAUUACUUAUCACCGUAAUGCAGAUUUACAUUACCGUAAGUUUAUUCAAUUGUCACUGUGACUACCUCACAACUUAUAAUUAUGUAAGGCUAGGGUAAAUAAUAUAUAACAUGUUUAGCAGCUUGCCAUACAUCCAUUUUAAAUAACAUACACAAAUUACAUUUAUAGGGAAAGUAAAACAUGAUUGUAUGUUUAAUCAAUUUUGACAGAAAUAUUUGUCAUAUUUUACACAAUUAUUCUGUUGAAUAUCUAAAAUGGACAAAAAUCUUCCCUCUAUCCUUCAAAAAAAGCUAAACAUGAAUUUUUAUUUACUUUAGCCUUAAAAAAAUGUGUAAAUUCUUUAGUAUAAAAUAUGGAUUUUUUCUGAACCAUGAUUGCAUUAAGAAAAUUCUCAGAAAGUUAGAAAUAUCUAUGACCAUUUGAUGGACCAGCAAACUUAUGCGUGUAAUAUUCUUGUAGAGUUAUCACUAGCCAGAGUACAUUGUUUGGAUGCAGUUUAAUUUACUACUUAUUUCUUAAAAAUGCAGACUGACCCUCAAAGUCAACAUAUUUUAGUUACUUAUCCUACUUUGAAAUGAUAAAGUUAUGAUAAGAAAUUGAUCAGUGUUGAAUAUUUGACCAAACAUGUAAGUUAUGUGAGCAGUAGAAAAAUAAAGAUAAGUGUUAUUAUUCUGAGGUUGGUCUCCCGGCCCAAUUAAAGUAUUGACAUUAGGGUUGGUCUGCAUAUUUAAUCUAUUAUUGUUAAAGAUCAUAUUAUAAUGAAGGUAAAUUUUAAAUGUUUGUGGGAAAAGUUAUUUUUUAAAUAUCACAUUGUACAUAUGUAUGUAUUGUAAAUAUUGUAUAUUUCUAAAAUAAAGGAAUAUGAAUCUAAUAG
This is a messenger RNA of Owenia fusiformis, 2543 nucleotides long. The record is from the annotation of a GenBank genome assembly. NCBI's taxonomy places the organism in Eukaryota, Metazoa, Annelida, Polychaeta, Sabellida, Oweniidae.